Phacochoerus africanus (Common warthog) is the source of this 4897-nucleotide messenger RNA. It is a transcript of the gene KIF24, whose product is annotated as kinesin family member 24. Lineage: Eukaryota; Metazoa; Chordata; Mammalia; Artiodactyla; Suidae. Gene Ontology annotation, molecular function: microtubule motor activity; ATP binding; microtubule binding. The record is from RefSeq and is a predicted model, not a curated record. Bases 429 to 4340 code for a protein of 1303 amino acids. Gene Ontology annotation, biological process: microtubule-based movement. The transcript has 13 exons.
AGCUCUGGGGCAAAAAGAUCUGCACCCGCCUCAAAGGCUCCGGUGUUCUCUUUCAGAACAUCGCGAGACUUUCACUUACGCGGAACCAUUGGUUGAAAAGCGGAACUUGAGGGAUACGCCCACUGCUUCAUCGGGUCCCUGAUUGGUCUUCUAGAGGAGAGGGCGGCUCACGUUCCCGAGUACCCUGGAUGCCCAUUGGUGGAAUGUGCGGGACUGCCGGCGCGCGGGCGUCGGCGCGGGCGUUCGAACCAGCGCUUGGCGGCGUUGCCAUAGGGAUGCGGCCUGGCCGCAGUCUCAAGCUCCGGAGCUGACAGUGCGCGUCGGUCGCCCGCCUCGGGGCUCUCGCCUUUCGGUGUUGUCUUCUCUUGUCCUCAGACAGGGUUGACCGAGGAGGAAUUUGGAAGCCUCCGAGAAACCCACUCAUAAAAAUGACAUCCUGGUUGUAUGAAUGUCUUUGUGAAGCUGAACUAGCACAGUAUUAUCCUCAUUUUACUGCCCUUGGCCUUCAGAAAAUAGAUGAAUUAGCCAACGUUACAAUGAAGGACUACUCCAAAUUGGGAGUCCAUGACAUGAAUGACCGCAAACGUCUCUUCCAACUUAUCAAAAUCAUUAAGAUUAUGCAGGAAGAAGAUAAAGCACUCAGUAGCCCAGAAUAUCUUCUUCAGACAAGCAGUCUGUCCAUCAAGCCUCCGAAAUCCAGAUCUGGCCCUCGCAGGCAGCUGCAUUUUGAUUCUCCUGCUGACAACAAAGACAGAACUACCAGCAAAAAUGAGUUUGAACUCUGCAAUUUAUCAGAUUUUUCUGUAAAUGAACAAAAGUCUAGUUACCUGAAUGUACUAGACCAUAUGGUACCAGAUGAUGCCCAGUACCCUACAAAAACAAGAAUUCUGAAUGCCGUUGCUGCUGAUUUCUGUGUACAAAGAGAAACUAACACUUCACUCUUUUCAUCAAAUCACUUUUCUCCCAUACAGGGAGAGUGUGAUAUUCCCAUUAUGCAAAGAGUCUCUCAUGUUUCAGGAUAUAACUACGGAAUCCCUCAUUCCUAUAUCAGACAGAACACCUCAGAGAAAGAGAAUCCUUGGACUGAGAUGGACAAAAUCAGAGUUUGUGUUCGAAAACGCCCUCUAGGCAUGAGGGAAGUGCGUCGUGGAGAAAUUAAUAUUAUUACUAUAGAAGACAAAGAAACUCUACUUGUUCAUGAGAAGAAAGAAGCAGUUGACCUCACACAAUAUGUUCUGCAGCAUGUUUUUUAUUUUGAUGAAGUCUUUGGUGAGGCGUGCACCAAUCGAGAUGUGUACAUGAAGACUACUCACCCCCUCAUUCAGCAUAUUUUCAAUGGAGGCAAUGCCACUUGCUUUGCAUACGGACAGACAGGUGCUGGAAAGACCUACACCAUGAUAGGAACUCAUCAGAACCCAGGACUGUAUGCUCUGGCUGCCAAAGAUAUCUUCCGACAACUGGAAGUGUCCCAGCCAAGAAGGCACCUCUUUGUGUGGAUCAGCUUCUAUGAAAUCUACUGUGGACAGCUUUAUGACCUCCUAAACAGAAGAAAAAGGCUCUUUGCAAGAGAAGAUAGCAAGCAUGUGGUACAGAUAGUGGGACUGCGAGAACUUCAGGUGGAUAGUGUGGAGCUUCUCUUACAGGUGAUCCUGAAGGGCGGCAAAGAGCGCAGCACCGGAGCCACUGGAGUUAAUGCAGACUCCUCUCGUUCUCAUGCUGUCAUCCAAAUUCAGAUCAAAGACUCAGCCAAGAGGACAUUUGGCAGGAUCUCUUUUAUCGACUUGGCUGGCAGUGAAAGAGCAGCAGAUGCCAGAGACUCGGAUAGACAGACAAAGAUGGAAGGUGCAGAAAUAAACCAGAGUCUUCUGGCUCUGAAGGAAUGUAUCCGCGCAUUGGAUCAGGAACACACCCAUACUCCCUUCAGGCAAAGCAAAUUAACUCAGGUUCUAAAGGAUUCUUUCAUCGGCAACGCCAAAACUUGCAUGAUCGCCAACAUCUCACCAAGCCAUGUAGCCACUGAACAUACUCUGAAUACCUUGCGCUAUGCUGACCGGGUCAAAGAACUGAAGAAAGGCAUUAAAUGUUGCACUUCAGCCAGCAGUCGAAAUCGAACGUCUGGAAGUUCUUCUCCAAAACGAAUUCAAAGCUCUCCUGUGGCCCUGCCAGGGGAUAAGUAUUCUCCCAAAAAAGUCAAGCUGGGGCUUCCACAGUCACUGACAGUGGCACCUGACGUCACGAGAGGGAAGGCCCACCCUCUGGCCAGUCACCCAGCCAAUAUCCCUUUUGCUUCUGUACCUAAGGUUCCAGGUAAAAGGAGUGGCUCUAAAGGGAGUCCUCCCCACGGGUGGGUCAUUCAGACCAGCUCUCUCAGAGGAACCACGCGGUCUGGACAUUCAGCCAAAAAAGCGGCAGAAGACUCAGCUGCAUUAUGCUCUGAGAAGAACAAGACAGCCCUCGUAUGGGGCAGCAGGGCCCAGGGCCCGCGGCAGCCACCCUCCCAGUGCAGGAAGGUGCAGACUGUGCCGCCGGUGCAGAAGCAGCUCGUGCCACGAGCUGACCUCUCCCUGGGUAGCAUGCAGCCCGCAGCAGGGCACAGUCGGGGCAGCCAGGGAGGUACGCCCGCCGGGCCCGCCUCCGAAGCCUGGCCGGACAUCCCUCUGCAGCAGAAGGAGAGGGAGGAACAUCUGCGCUUUUAUCACCAGCAGUUCCAGCAGCCCCCUCUCCUCCAUCAGGAGUUAAGGUACCAACCACUGGAAAGGUUAUCAUGCCAGUAUCCGCCCCAGGAGGGGCAGCUCCAGAAGGACACCCCUCCCCGCCCGUGCUCUUGUGCCGAGAGCCACGAUGGAGCCCAAGCCGAGGACCUGGAUGACAGCGAUUUUAGUGAGGAUUCCUUCUCGCAUGUCUCCUGUCAGAGGACCGCAAAGCGGGGAGACGCCCUGGAGAACAGCGAAGGUUCGUUUUUCCUUCAUCAGAGGGAGCAGGGUCCUGCGGAGCAGGUGGCCGAAAGGCAGCAGAGUCUGUUUUUCAGCCCCGGGACAGACAGUGAUGAGAAGGGCCUACCUGGAAGCUGGGUGUGCUGCGGAGAGCCUGCCAGCCACAGAAGGCUGGCCCUUGAUCAUGGCCACAGCCCAAGUCCGGUGCCUCGGGACUGGAGCAGAGGGGAGGGCCCCACAUCCCCAGGCCCUUUCCCCGGAGCGGUCCUGGCGGAGAAGCCUUUCUGCAACCUCGUGGACUGUGCGCAAGACCCGCAAAGCCGUGGAGGCCCUGCCUUCAACUUCAGACAGGACGCCUUCAGAAGCGAGGUUCCUGGGCAGGCCGAGGAAGAUGGUUUCUCUUUCUCACUGUCCCACCUGGCAGUUCCUGGGUCCCCAGACCACAGAGACACAGUCGGCACACCUCUGAGAGAGGUCAGUGAGGACCAGCCAGCUCUGGCAGCCGGAACAGUGAGAAGCAGUCACCCUUUCCAAGAUGGGCAGUCGGGCACAUGCUCUGAAUAUGCUUCUGGACUGAUGGCCCCCCUCACCGUGUCCCUCCUGGAGAGCCCAGACAGCGGGGACCUGGGUGGGGCGGACACAGGGCCAGCGGCGGGCCAUGCAGUGUCAUCUGGUGACCAGGAGGCAGUCCUGCCAACCUCUUCGGCAACUGAACGCCUGUGGCUCUCGUCGUCUCCCCCGGACAACAAACCUGGGGGUGGUCUUCCGGCUCUGUCCCCGUCACCCAUCCGGGAGGCUGACUCAGGGGAGGCCAGCCGGGGCAGAGAGACGGCGCUCUUCGCCCAGGGGCACGCCGCCGCCUGUGCUGAGGCAGAGCCAGGCGACUCCCAGAGUUGCCUGGGCAAGCCCUUCCCCACCAUCCGUCCUAGGGAACCGCAGGCUGACCGAACAGGAAGUAGUGAUGCGGCUGACCUGGCCGGGGACCAGAGGAGAAAGCGCCUGGCCAGGCUUGGUGGGCAGGAGCUGUGGAUGUCCACAGACCCCGUCAGGCUGCCCUUCUACAAUGAGGACAUCGCAUGGCUCAAACGCAGGCCGACACCGAGGUACUUACCAAGGCCAGGCUCUCCCAUGACUGCAGGGCCCCUCCGCCAGCCCGCCCUGGGGCAUGCACAGCAGGUGGUCAUCCGAGCACACCAGGAACAGCUGCAUGAAAUGGCCAAGCUGGGCUUCAAGGAGGAGACCCUGAUGAGCCAGCUGGCUCCUAAUGAUUUUGAAGAUUUUGUGACCCAGUUGGAUGAAAUCAUGGCUCUGAAGUCCAAGUGCAUCCAGAGUCUGAGGAGCCAGUUGCAGCUAUACCUGGCCUGCCACAGGCCUGCCACAGCCCCUGAGAGGACAGCGGUAUCUUAAAGCAAAACCCAGUAUGGGGUGGCUAGGCUCCUGAGGGCUGAGGGCCUCUGCCAGGUCCCCCUGCAGAUACACUAGAACCCACUACCUAGUCCUGCCCAUCCUGGCCUCUCCCGAGCCACACACGGCCUUGGCUGGGCCCAGCUCCUUUCUUGGGGCCAGGUAUGUGCCCCUCAGUUCUAAGCACAGGAGCAUCUAUAAGCAAGGACAGAUCAGCCCGAAAAACUUAAUGUACCCUUCCCUUUUCUUUGGAGCUAGAGGAGUAUUUGCCUCACUGAAGCUGUUUCUGUAGAUGUUUCUAAAUUUGGGGAUCAGAGGAUGGGGAUGGUCUGGUAACCUAGAGGUUGGAGGUCACAGGCUGAGCCUAGAGAUUUUAUCAGCUGGAUUCAGUGCCUUUCUCUAGGACUCGAUCAAAAACUAAAACCUUGGUGCUAGUGGGGCAGGGGCCACGUGAGUUCUGCCCCUUCAGCCCUUAGAGGUUGAUUUUGGACUUUAGCUUUUGAAAAUGCAGACUGAAUAAACUUUGACUUGCUGUGUCUUUAACAGCAGCAGAUAUGGAA